CUUUGUUUUGUUUUUGUUUUUUUCUGUUGUUAUGGUGAUAAAUAACCUUAAAAACUUGGACAUCAAAAACCCAUUAUGUAUUCAUAUUAUCUGAUUAAUUAUUAAUUGCUGGCAAAUAAAAGGAUUCAAAGGUUGGUCCUUUUUUUUAUUGCGUAUCGCCAUUCAAUCAUCUAAACUCUAAACAUGUCGCAAGAUUGUAAAGGAUUCAUCGCAGCAUUAGAUGUGGGAACCACUACUAUCAAGUGCCAUAUUAUCAAUGCUAAUGCAAGAUCUAUCGGUUUUGCAUCAGAAAUAGUCAAGUUGGUAUAUCCGCAACCAGGCUGGGUCGAAAUUGAACCCGAUGAAUUCUUCGAGAGUAUUUUAAAUGUUAUACAGAGAGCAAUUAAAGAUUCAAAUGUAAGCGUGUUACAAAUUCAAUCAUUGGCUAUAUCAACUCAAAGAGCAUCAUUUUUGACAUGGAAAAGGGAUACUGGAGAGCAUUUACACAAUUUUAUAACUUGGAUGGACUUGAGGGCGAGCAAAUUAAUCAAAGAAUUAAAUGUAUCAUUGGCUACAAAAGCUUUGAGAUGGGCUGCUUAUUUCAUUUAUUUGGGUACUUGCAACAAGAAAUUUGGAAUGGCUAGCAAAUUCAUGGUUCGAAACAAUCAUGUUUCUGGCCGUUUCCUAUGGGUAUUAGCAAACAUUCCAUCAGUUAAAGAAGCAAUAAAGGACGAUAAUUUAAUGUUUGGCACCUUAGAUACUUGGUUGUUGUAUAAAUUAACCGGCGGAUCUACUUAUGUAACAGAUAUCACAAAUGCUAGUUCUACAGGUUUCUAUGAUCCAUUCGUAUUAGAUUGGGGAAUAAUAGCGAAAGCGCUGAAAAUACCGACGCAUUUCAUGCCCGCUGUAGUUAGUAAUGACUACGAUUUCGGCAAAACUUUGCAAAAGUUUUUUGGCGUCGAAAUACAAAUUGGUUGCUGUAUGGCCGAUCAGCAAUCGUCUGUACUGGGUUCCUGUAGUUUUCUCGAGGACGAUUUAAAAUUGACGAUGGGCACCGGGGCCUUUUUGGACGUCAACACCGCGCACCGAAUUCACCCCAGCUUGAACGGGAUGUAUCCCUUGGUGGGGUAUCGGAUAGGCAAAGAGUUGACGUACGUUUCAGAAGUACCUUGUACCGAUGCGGGUUCGAUAAUACAAUGGUUGUUGCAUUGUGGUAUGGUGGAUAAUCCUGUGAUAACAGCCGAGAUGGCCCUUCGAGUGGAGGAUACCAAAGGGGUGUUUUUCGUGCCUGCUUUUAGUGGACUUGGGCCUCCAAUAAACAACGACGAGGCCGCCACUGGUUUUAUAGGCAUCAAACCUUUGACCCAAAAGGAGCAUUUAGUUAGAGCAGUUUUGGAAAGUAUCGUUUAUCAAAUUGUCAAGACCGUUGAUUUACUAAAAGCCGAGCGAACCGGUGAUUAUCGUUCUAUUAAAGUCGAUGGUGGCUUGUCUCAAAACGAUUUUAUUUGCCAGUUGUUAGCAGAUCUAACGGAUUUACCUGUAAUUCGAUUGUACAUGUCCGAUAUAGCGGUUAUGGGGGUUUCAUAUGUAGCAGGUCUUUCUAGUGGAUUCUGGAAAAACAAAGAGGAUUUUCAAUCACUGUGUAAAGUAGCAGAUACUUUUACCCCCAAUGAGUCGAUGAAAUACAAAAUGAAAUGUAGAACGAAUUAUGAAGAAUGGUUAUUAGCUGCUGAUAGGUUUAAAUCUUGGUAUAGCAAAUAAAUUGACAUUCCACUGGAAUUAAUUAUGUACAAUUAAUAAUGUACAGAGUAGGUAUAGUCAGGGCAUAAUUCUGAAAAGAUAAUGUUUUUCAAAAAAAUUUCUAUAAAAAUGGUUUUCGUU
This is a messenger RNA of Phyllotreta striolata, 1860 nucleotides long. NCBI's taxonomy places the organism in Eukaryota, Metazoa, Arthropoda, Insecta, Coleoptera, Chrysomelidae. The record is from the annotation of a GenBank genome assembly.